AUGAAAUAUUCCAUCGCUACUCUUGUGUCAGUGCUCGCCGCGGGCGCAGCAGCCCUCCCCUUCCCCUCCGCGUAUACUCUUGUCGCUGAUGGGGGCUGGACCGUGGUAACCAAUGGGACCCACGCCUUUAUCGGAACCGGCGACAUCAAUAACUACCCGAUCCUCAUCCGUAAGCCCCAACUCACUCCCUACAAGCCCCAUCAUCCCCCGCAGCAUCCAUUAACCACACCCGCGGACACAGUGAAAGGAGGCAACAACAACGGCAAAAUCACAGGCACAGCGCAGCACAGAGCAUCAGGCGGUGUGCAACAUCUCUACGUCAUGCAGAGUACAGACGCUCCAGUGACGCUGACGAGCCCCGACUCCGACGCGCCCACUGGUGCGGUCGUGUCUGGGUUCGGCAUCGACGACCAGAACUAUCUGACGGUCAACGGGAAGAGCUCCUUCGGGGUGGAUCCCAACUCCGGGCAGAUCAAGGAGAUCUAUCAUCUGGCUGGCUCGGGGUCGCAGUACCAGCCCAUCUCGUUGUGGGUGAAGGAAUGCAAGGGGUGUUGA
Molecule: messenger RNA, 555 nt
Organism: Aspergillus homomorphus CBS 101889
Lineage: Eukaryota; Fungi; Ascomycota; Eurotiomycetes; Eurotiales; Aspergillaceae
Exons: 2
Coding region: 1-555 (184 amino acids)
Source: RefSeq, a predicted model, not a curated record